AUUUAUAAAUAAUUGCAUAAAGCAAAAAGAUAUCAACCACAACAUAACAACUACAAACAACAAUAGAACAAUAACAACAACAACACAUAAAUUACUACAUUCACACAGUAUAACAGUAACACUUGUAUCUACAUGCAACUACACUACAGCUACAACAACAACACACGCACGCAACAUGUCAAAGUAUCACAUUUUGAAAAAUAGUGAUUUCCACAAUCAUAAUGAUGAUUCAACAACGACAAACGCCAGCAGCACAAUUACUACAGUAUCACCGCUUACAGACGAUGAGGAAAAUUUUGGCCUCUUUAACAGGAAGGGCGGCCACCACCAUCAACAUCAUCAUCACCAUCAUUCAACCGAUCAUGAUCAAUUAAGACACGAGAAUUCAGGGCAUCAACACAAACAUCAUCUUCAGAAAAUAUUCUAUGACACUGAUGACGAUGAUGAUGAUGUUGUUGUGGAUAAUCAUUAUAGUCACGAUCACAGCGAUUUAUUAUUAGUCAAUGAUAAUCACGUUGAAGAUCUCAUUCAGUACAACAACAACAACAACAAUAUAAUUGACAAUAAAAAACAAACUAUUUACACCAACAACAACAUCGACAGCAACGACAAUAAUAAUACGCCAUCAACUACCGGUAAAAUAAUUUUCACAAACACUAACAAUUUAAUGACACCUUUGGAUUCCGCUGCUACUGCUGCUGACGAAUUUACAAUGGAAAUUCCAUUGCUACAACAAAAUUAUAAUAAUAACAACAAUGAAGAGAGAAGAAAUAACUUCGCCCAUAAACAGCAACAGUAUGAUUUUGAAUGCGUUUGCUUGUGUCAACAAAAAGGAUUUGCUUCCAACCUCAAGACUAAUUCAACGAAGAAUGCUAAAUCAAAAAUCCUCUGGGCCAUUGCUCUGUGUUGCAUAUUUAUGGUUGUUGAAUUCCUGGGUGGUUAUUUAGCCGGAAGCUUAGCCAUCAUGACGGAUGCCGCACAUUUAGCAUCAGAUUGUAUUAGUUUCGUUAUUGGUCUAGUAGCCAUUUGGUUGGGCAGCAAACCACCGGAUGCAAAAAUGUCAUUUGGAUAUAAACGAUUUGAGGUCAUGGGCGCAAUUGUAUCGAUUUUGGGCAUUUGGAUACUGACCGCAACUUUGGUUUUAGUGGCGAUACAGCGCAUUUAUUCGAACGACUAUGAUUUGGAUGCAAAUACUAUGAUGACCAUUUCUGGUAUUGGAAUUUUAAUUAAUAUCAUUAUGAUUUUUAUUUUACACACUUCAGUGCUUGACCUACCAGCAGGUAGUAUUGGUUCCUCUCAUGGUCACUCUCAUAGUCACAAUAAUAAUGGUCAUCAUCAUGGUCACAGUCACUCACACUCCUCAAACUUACACCGACGACACAGUAAUGAUAGCGGGCAGUUAUACACAGAGUUUGCAACGAGGUCACUACUUCCUACGGACAGUGAUGCCGAUGCUACUGAUGCAAUUGACACUGGCGGCGCAACAUCAAUGGAGUUGUCGUCUGCACCAAUGGUGCUCAACGGAAAUUUGUCGAAACAUCAACAAGAUGGAAAUGACAAAAAUUUAAAUCUUCGUGCAGCCAUGAUACAUGUUAUCGGUGAUUUAGUACAAAGUUUUGGUGUAUUUCUGGCAUCAGUAUUAAUUAAAAUAUUUCCAAAAGCAGUAUUCCUUGAUCCAUUGUGCACUUUGCUGUUUUCAAUAAUUGUUAUAAUGACAACAAUUAAUUUAUUCAAAGAAUCAAUGCAUUUAAUAAUGGAUUCAGUACCUCAGGGCUUAUCAAUAGAUGAUCUCGAAAUGGAUUUAUUAAAUAUAGAAGGAGUCAAGUCUGUACAUCAUUUGAAUGUUUGGAAUCACACUUCAAAUUACAGCAUUUUAAUGGUUCACUUGGUCAUUGAUAUUCUAACCGAUAGCAAUACAGUCCUAAUGAAAGCCACACAAUUAGCUGGAAGUGCAAAAUACAACAUUAAGCACAGCACUAUACAAAUUGAACGAGUGACCUCAUAAAUUUUCUACACUCCUUUACUCAAAAUUUAAUUUAAAUUCGAAAAUUUUCAAUAAUUUUUCUUAAUACUUUAUUGCUAGAAAAUUAAAUGCCAA
This is a messenger RNA of Lucilia sericata (common green bottle fly), 2098 nucleotides long. RefSeq names its product zinc transporter 8 (gene ZnT41F). NCBI's taxonomy places the organism in Eukaryota, Metazoa, Arthropoda, Insecta, Diptera, Calliphoridae. The coding region runs from base 176 to 2005 and encodes 609 amino acids. Gene Ontology annotation, cellular component: plasma membrane. The transcript has 10 exons. Gene Ontology annotation, biological process: response to zinc ion; zinc ion transmembrane transport. Gene Ontology annotation, molecular function: zinc ion transmembrane transporter activity. The record is from RefSeq and is a predicted model, not a curated record.